Molecule: messenger RNA, 1580 nt
Organism: Strongylocentrotus purpuratus (purple sea urchin)
Lineage: Eukaryota; Metazoa; Echinodermata; Echinoidea; Camarodonta; Strongylocentrotidae
Product: deleted in malignant brain tumors 1 protein-like
Exons: 5
Coding region: 236-1186 (316 amino acids)
Cellular component (GO): membrane
Source: RefSeq, a predicted model, not a curated record
AGGUUUAUUAUUGUUGCAAUGACGUUCUUCUAUUUUACUGUUGUAUGUGCAAAAUAUACUUGCAAAUUGCACAUGAACAUAGAGUGUUUUCGAUAGUAUACACGCCAUGUUGUAUUCACAUUGGUGGUGUUAAUGGUGGUGGUGGUGGUAAGGAUGAUAUGUACAGACGUGUAACAUUGUUUUUUUCUACUUGGAAUCGACCUUAAAUUCCUUUGAAAUACAGCGUGAUUAAAUCAUGGCAGUAUCAGCGUGGAGUCAAAUGAUCAACUUACAUGUGUUGCACCUUCUAGUAAUCGGCAUGGGCACGAUAGUCACUGGCAGUUCAAUCCGCUUGUAUGGAGGAUCUUCAGAUAAAGAGGGCGCUGUCCAGGUCAACGUGGAAGGUGAAUGGAGGAACAUCUGCAAUGACGGAUGGGACGCAGUGGAUGCUUUGGUCACCUGCAGACAGUUGGGGUUUACUGAAGGAUAUGCAUUGAUCUUCAACGGUGACUUGUAUGAUCCUGACAUAUCCUUGAACAAACCAGAGAGGGAGACUUUCCUCACCGUUGGGACCGACUUCGCUUGCAACGGAAGUGAGGAAUCCCUCUUGACCUGCAACUACACAAAAUAUGGCGGAUAUUGUGGGCAAUGGGCCGGAGCAGUUUGUGACAUCACUCCACAACAAUUCUACGAACUGAUCACCCACAUCGGCCAGUACAAAACUCUUUUAUACACUAUCGCUCCCAAUGGCCUGGUGCUGGCCGUACAGCGACAACAGACUCGUACCCGUGUUUUGGGGGGCGUUUGCAACAUGGACGACCGCACGGCUUCGAUGAUAUGCGACGAAUAUGGAUACCAUUACGGCGGCAAGCCAACAAACUUGCCUGUUCUAGAAAACUUGCCGAUCGUAGUCAGUAAGGUGUCAUGCAGUGAUGCUUAUUGGUUAGGUGACUGCCAGGUGGACUUCUCAACGGACGGCCUGUGUGAUGGUGGGGCUUAUACAAAUGGCGUCAAGUGCUACACAACGCCGAGACCGUCCGUCAUCGGGUCACUAGCCUACGCCGCUUUAGGAACCAUUUUCAUUGUCUUAGCUGGUGCUUUUGCUAUCCACUGGAUCAGGAAAUGGACGAAUUCCCAUCUUCCCCAUUCCAAUCUCACAGAAAUUGUCGAAGAUACACCCUCAAGCAAGAAGUUGUCUCAAACUUGACCUACAAAAUAUGUGACCGUUCACCUUUCGAUGCGCCUUAACUCUCGAUCAAAUUUAUGAUCAACAUGGUCAUUUUGAAGACUAAAACAAGCAAACCUGUCUGGUUCCCUGUUUUACUAUAGUAGCGACAAAGCAACAGUAUGAAGACCCUUAGUACUGAUCUUUGUAAAAUACAAAAUGGUAGGCAGUUUCCAUGUGCAGUAUUUCAUAAUUCGCUUACAUCGGACUUGUUGGAAAUAGGUCUACCAUCUUAUGGGCGUACAUGUCUUGUACACAACAAACUGGAUGUCCCAGCAAGAAAUUAUCCCCAAUCCCUUGAGACAAAGCCUUCGGCUGAGGGAAAUAUACGAUGAUGUAAUGUAGCGUUUAGAGGAGGGUCCAUUUUGUUGCAUAA